Sciurus carolinensis (gray squirrel) is the source of this 3373-nucleotide messenger RNA. It is a transcript of the gene Azi2, whose product is annotated as 5-azacytidine induced 2. The transcript has 8 exons. The record is from RefSeq and is a predicted model, not a curated record. Lineage: Eukaryota; Metazoa; Chordata; Mammalia; Rodentia; Sciuridae. Gene Ontology annotation, cellular component: cytoplasm. Gene Ontology annotation, biological process: canonical NF-kappaB signal transduction. The coding region runs from base 556 to 1737 and encodes 393 amino acids.
UCCAGCUCGGCUCGGUGAACGCCCUCCCAGCUCCCGCCGGUCUGACUUCCGGUUUCCUCGCGCCGCCCAAGCGUGGAGCCGGGGAAAGGCGGUAGCCCCUUUUCCGGCUCUGAAGCGCUCUUCCACCCUAGACUCUUCCUAGAUAAGGUUUGCCCCGGCGGCGCGUGACGCGGCUACUCGCGCGUGCGAGUCCCAACGACGCCAGCCGGCGCCGGCGGGCCUGGGUCUCGCGCGCGUGUUGCUGGGUAACGGGCCUGCGCCCGCUGCCGCCGGGCCCCUCCUGCUUCAGCUUGCCCCUCCUUCCAGAACCUGCAGGGCCCCUGCCAAAGGGCAGGGCUGCGCCGUGAACUCAAACAAGGAAGAAGAAAUGGGAAUCCCUCCGCGGCACACCUGGAGCCGCUACCUUCUCUGGAGAAGCAGCGGUGUCUUCGAGGAAACCGGAAGCCCGUGGUGACCCCUGGCGACCCGGUUUGUUUUCAGUCGGUUUCCAAACACUGGGGAAUCGAAACUCGGCGGUCCUGGGGGCGGCCCCACGUAGCCAGGGUUCAGGCUGUCAUGGAUGCACUAGUAGAAGAUGAUAUCUGCAUCUUGAAUCAUGAAAAAGCCCAAAGAAGAGAUACAUUGACUCCUGUCUCAAUAUAUUCAGGAGAUGAGUCUGUUGCUUCACAUUUUGCCCUUGUCACUGCAUAUGAAGACAUCAAAAAACGACUUAAGGAUUCAGAGAAAGAGAACUCUUUCUUAAAGAAAAGAAUAAGAUUUUUGGAAGAAAAGCUUGUAGGAGCUCGAUUAGAUGAAGAAACAAGUUCUGUGGGACGAGAACAAGUAAAUAAGGCCUACCAUGCAUAUCGAGAGGUUUGCAUUGAUAGAGAUAAUUUGAAGAGCAAAUUGGACAAGAUGAAUAAAGACAACUCUGAAUCUUUGAAAGUAUUGAAUGAGCAGCUACAAUCUAAAGAAGUAGAACUCCUCCAGCUAAGAACAGAGGUGGAAACUCAGCAGGUGAUGAGGAAUUUAAAUCCACCUUCAUCAAACUGGGAGGUGGAAAAGUUGAGCUGUGACCUGAAGAUCCAUGGUUUGGAACAAGAGUUGGAACUAAUGAGAAAAGAAUGUAAUGAUCUUAAAAUUGAACUGGAAAAAGCCAAACAAAUGGAUCCACCUCAGGAAGACAGUACGAAGAGCAGAGAUCUCCAAAGACUAAGCAUUUCAAGUGAUAAUAUGCAACAUGCAUACUGGGAACUAAAGAGAGAAAUGUCCAAUUUACAUCUCGUGACUCAAGUACAAGCUGAACUACUACGAAAACUGAAAACCCCAACUGCAAUCAAGAAAGCCUGCACACCAGUAGGAUGCAUCGAAGACCUGGGUAAAGAUGGCACAAAACUGCACUUCACGAAUUUCACUGCAACAUACAAGAGACAUCCCCCUCUCUCACCAAAUGGCAAAGCUCUUUGUCAUACUACAUCUUCUCCUUUACCAGGAGAUAUAAAGGUUUUAUCAGAGAAAGCAAUUCUCCAAUCAUGGACAGAUAAUGAGAGAUCCAUCCAUACUGAUGGUACAGACUUUCAGGAACACAACUCUUAUGGCAGAAAUUCUCUGGAAGAUAAUUCCUGGGUAUUCCCAAGCCCUCCUAAAUCAAGUGAGACACCAUUUGGAGAAACUAAGAGUAAAACUUUGCCUUUACCAAACCUGCCACCAUUGCAUUACUUGGAUCAUCAUAAUCAAAACUGCCUUUAUAAGAAUUAAUUCUGAAGAGAUUCAUGAUUUUAUCAUGAGGACACUGUAUCUCUCAGUGGUUCUCCCAGGAAGUUACUUAACAAACUGAAAGUGGGCUUUGAUUAAAAUUUUGCAGUUUCAGUAUAUACAUUGAAAUAUGCUGUACGAUAUUAUGUAGUUGAUUUUCCAGUAACAAAGACAGUACCCUCCAGCUCCAUAUUCUAAGAAUCAGAAAUAUGCUACUGUACUAAUUUAUAAACUUAAGAUGUUUCAAAAAGACAAUUCUACCUUUGAUAGCAAUUGUAAAAUUUUGCCUCAGAUAAGAAGGGACCUGGAUAUUUUUAGACAUGGUUUUACAAAGUAUGUGAAAGGCCUAAAUAGCUAUUCAUAAAAAUAAAAGCCUUGAAUACAGGAAAAAAAAAAACCAUGUUCAUCGGUUCAGAUUUGCAUAAAGGAGCAAAUGGCAAUGUGAAUAAGUUAUAUUUCUAUUGACUUUGUGAUGCAUAGAAAUAUGAAAUAUCAUAAUGGAAUAAAAAUGUCUAGGUUAUAUCUCUGGUAUUGUGUUUCAGAGGUUAAGAUUUAAAUAAUCAAACUUUUAAAAUUGCAAUUUGAAUUCUAAGACCAUUGAAGCCAACUCUGUCCCAGUACAAGUCCUAAAAAGAUGAAAUGCUUAAAACUACAUGGUAUGUGAAUAAAUUAUUAUAACCUUGAGCAUCAUUCAAUUAGAAUAGAAAGAGCAUCUUAAAAGUUUUCAGUCUAAUCCACCCCUCCAGUGGUCCAUAAUGAAAAUUUAAAUGUGUAUAACUGUAUAGUCAUUUUCUUCAAAGGGAAUAUAGCUGCUUGUUGUACAGAGCAGUUUACAAAUUGUUAAAACUUUGUUUUGAAAUGCAGUAUUUGAGAAAGUGUUUUUUUAAUGAGAAAAUUUCACUCUAGAACUAAAUUUUGUGCCGCAUUGAAACAAUCAUGAAAUAUCCCCAAACUCAUUCUAACAGGUCAGUAAAUCAGUCAGAAAAUAACAAAGGUGGCUUCACAGGGAAAUUGAUCUAAUUUCUUUCAAGGUAGAGAUAUUAAUAAUAUUAGUAAUAAUAUAUUACUUGGUUCAUACACCUUUUGCCUAGGAUACAGUGUUUCAUGUAGGGAGGAUUUUAUCUUUUUGAUAGUUCAUAUAUCUUAAAUUCAGAAGAAUAUCACAGAUCUUUUCCAUAUUAUUGAAUAGCAUACAUACAUAGACAAUGUUCACCAUUCGUCAGAUUUUUGCCUUUCUAUUAUCUUACUCACUUAUUCAAGCUUGUCUGUGAUUAAUGGAAUUGAAGUCAGAUGCUGGAAUUUAUUCUGACCAACGAACACAGCUGACUCAAGGGAGUACAGUCUUCUGCCAAGUAAUAGAACAAAAUCCAAUAUGCAUAAAACAAAUAUAAGACUCCAGGCUUUAGCUGAAAGAAGCAACUACCUGUGUAAUAACAAAGCGGCAUAAACUAUUUCUCAUGUGGCUGCAUAGGCUGUAUAUUAUCUCUAAUCUCUAAUGUGGCUUACUGGUUUGCUGUUUUUAAAACCAAGAUAGGAAAUUUCCCUUCAUAAAGAAAGUCUUACGAGAUAAUGGCUUGAUUGAUGUUUUGAACAAUGCCAAGAAAUUGCUUAAUUAAAAUUAUUUUUGUUUGAAAUGGAA